Molecule: messenger RNA, 756 nt
Organism: Mizuhopecten yessoensis (Yesso scallop)
Lineage: Eukaryota; Metazoa; Mollusca; Bivalvia; Pectinida; Pectinidae
Product: prolyl 4-hydroxylase subunit alpha-1-like
Exons: 4
Coding region: 1-756 (251 amino acids)
Cellular component (GO): endoplasmic reticulum
Molecular function (GO): procollagen-proline 4-dioxygenase activity; protein binding
Source: RefSeq, a predicted model, not a curated record
AUGACAACGUCUACUUCUACAGUCUCAACUCCUGGCGUGGGUCUUAUAUGGUGCAGUUUAUUGCUGCUUUGGUCAGUUGUGGAGGCGCAGGUUGCUACAUCUGGGUAUGAACUGGCCAUUGUUUGUCACAAGGAAGGGCACCUUAUCGAGGCUCUGGACCUCUACGUAACAAAUACCCUGCUCAACCACUCACAUGUUGACGAAACUGUAGAAAGAUUUCUUAAAAAAGUUAAGAAGGAGAGAUCAGGGAUUGAUGACGUCACUGAAUGGAUUGGUCACCCUAUUAAUGCCUACUUCUUAGUCGAGAGAACAGCAAACGGUUGGAGGGAGGUCAAGCAGUGUAUCGAUUGCAGUACAUGUACAUGUGUUCCUUCCGAGGCUUCUCUGGAUUUUCUGUCGUCAUGGAAAAAUAUCAUAGACGACGAUGGCAUUUGGACAAGAAUUGAUGACGUCAGUAUUGCUGCAAAUGGUCUAGGACGACUUCAUCACACUUAUGACUUGGAUAUCAAAACUCUAAUGUCCGGAACCAUUUCAAACAAAGGUACAUCACCACUGACCACUUCAGAUGUCCUCAAUAUAGCAAAUUAUCUGGAAGAAGAGUUUCAAGUUACAUGGUAUGAAGCCUUACUGGAGGUUGUUGACGUCACCGAGCUGGAGUCAGUUUUUUAUAAUUUGGCUAUUGCCCACCACACGGGAGGAUUCUCAUGGAAAGCACUGGAUAUUCUGACAGAUUUACAGAAGACAAGUCAGUACUGA